GUCAUUGUCUUCCUUUUGCAUUGUAGUUUGAUUUGCAGGUGUGCGAUUGCCUUUAACUUUAUUUCUUUAUAAGAUGCGAUAAGGUUCUCCCUCCCCUCACUAAAAAAGAAAAAGGAAGAAAGAGGCAAUAACCAGCAAUAAUCCAUGGAAAAGCUUCACUUCCACUGUCCUCUGUUUUUCCUUCUCUUCCAACUCUUACCUUUCCUACUAGUUUCAUCGGAUGACACUAACACGAAGCCGGACAACUACUUCAUCAAUUGUGGCUCAGAAUUGAAUGCCUCACUCGACGAUGGCCGGACCUUUGUUGGUGACCGGAAAGCAGGGUUCUUCUCCUUCUUCCCAGGCAAGAGCGAUCCUGUCCAAGACAGCAACCCAGAAACAAAUGCAUCCCUUUAUCAAACAGCAAGAAUUUACAGAGUGCCAUCUUCCUAUGCCCUUACAAUCCCUGAACAUGAAAAUGGGACUUACGUGGUACGCCUACAUUUCUUCCCUCUCUCUUCUCAUCCAGAUCUCACCGGUGCUACGUUCAACGUUUCAGCAUCUGGGUUUUUGCUUUUAUCCGAUUUCAAUGUCCCAAACGGUACCAAAUCCCCAGUGAUAAAGGAAUUUUUACUCGCAAUCACUGCAGGGAAGUUCAGAAUAGAUUUCAUUCCUAAGCUAGUGCAGCCUGCUUUGGCUUUCAUAAAUGCCAUUGAAGUCUUCCUUGCCCCUGAAAACUUGACCCUUGUCAGCGCAACUCGUGUUACUCCUGCAGGAAAGAAUGGUAGCUACACUGGUUUGCAUCCUCAGGCUCUAGAAACUGCUUACAGGUUAAAUGUUGGAGGUCCCACCAUCACGCCGGCCGACGAUCCUCUUUGGAGAAAUUGGAUUCCAGAUGAUGAGUAUCUAACUAACCGGGCUUCUGCAAGGAAUGCUAGUUACUUCAGUGAACCGCUGCAGUAUCAGCCUGAAGGAGCGAGUAACUAUACGGCCUCAAACCUUGUCUACAGAACAGCCAAAAUAUCAACGAGCAGAAACAUAACAUGGAGUUUUGGUGCGAGUAAGAAUGCUAGACAUCUUGUGAGGGUUCAUUUUUGUGACACUUUUAAUCCGACAGUAACGCCAGAUACAUUUAAUCUCUAUCUCCUUGGCAAGUUCAAUCUGGGGAUUAGUUCCUAUCCCCAAUUUUACCAAUUAGCUGUUCCCUUUUAUCUUGAUUUUGUCGUUGAUUCCAAUGAUUUGGGGUUUAUGAGUAUCAGCAUAGGUCCGUCACAUGAUUUCCCAAACCUAACUGCAUAUCUGAAUGGACUCGAGAUUUUGAAGUUUUCGGUAGCUGCAUCAGGCCAACAGAAGAAGAGCCAUUGGUUUGCUAUUGUUGGUUCAGUACUUGGAGGUGUGGCUCUCAUCUGCAUUUCGUUAGUGGUAGUUUUGAUGGGUUUGAAAUGCAGGAAAGAAAAAUCCACUGACAAUCAACUGCCACUUGAGCUUCUUUACGGUGGUGAGAUUUCUUAUGAUUCAGCAAUAGAAAGAAAAGCCAAUGCUUUCCUGGUUCAUAACUUGAACAUUGAGCUAAAGAAGUCAUUUGCUGAAAUACAGAAGGCAACUAACAACUUUGAUCCGGACUUGAUGUUAGGCAAAGGAGGGUUUGGAAAAGUCUACAAAGGACGGCUUAGCAAUGGUGACAUAGUGGCUGUGAAACGGCGUGAAUCAGAAAGCGACCAGGGCCUUCACGAAUUUGAGAGAGAGAUCACAAUUUUAUCCAAAAUUUGCCAUCUCCAUCUUGUUUCCUUGAUUGGGUAUUGUGAUGAAAAUUUUGAGAUGAUACUGGUUUAUGAAUUCAUGGAGAAAGGGACACUUAAAGAGAAUCUGUAUGAUUCAAAUGGGAUUCCCCUAGGCAAAUUAUCUUGGAAGCAAAGGCUUGAAAUUUGCAUUGGCGCUGCAGAAGGUCUACAUUAUCUUCACACUAGUGCUGAGAAGAGAAUCCUUCAUCGCGAUGUUAAGUCAACAAACAUCUUGCUCGAUGGAAAUUUUGUGGCAAAAGUUGCUGAUUUUGGUCUUUCAAAGUCAGGUCCUAUCGAUAAAUCCUCAACUUACAAUCGUCUGAAAGGCACGCCUGGAUAUUUCGAUCCUGAAUAUUUGGGAAACCUGGUGUUUACAGAAAAAUCUGAUGUGUACUCUUUUGGAGUCGUCCUUCUCGAAGUGCUCUGUGCAAGACCAGCCAUUAAGGAGGGAGUGAACCUAGUUGACUGGGCAAUGCCAGGGAUAAAGGAAGGCCAACUGAAAGAAAUUAUGGACCCAUUUCUUGUGGGCAAACUUAAUCCCAAAUCGUUGAAAACAUUUGUUGGAACAGCUGAGAAGUGCUUAAAUGAUUUGAGUGUUAACCGGCCUACAAUGUAUGCUGUAUUGUGGGACUUGAAGUAUGCGCUGGGGUUCGAAGAAAAUGCAAUGCACAAACAGCCGCAUGAAGAUAGCACUGCAGAUGCAUCGUUGGAGCUGGCGCUGCCUUUAGCUAAGCAUUUUCCUUCUAACAGCCUCCCUGGUGGCGAAGAAAGCUUGGUGCAAAUAGGAUUACCUGGUGAAGAUGGUUCGGAUACAACAGCUAGUGAAGUGUUCUCCCAGUUGAGGAUUGAUCUUCCCAGAUAAUUUCAACACUUCAAGAAGCAAACCCCACUAGAACUCUGGCAAGAACUUUUCCUGCCUGCAUAUGGAGGAAUCCGAUCUUUUGGUGCGACUUGAAGGAGCCUGUAUUGUCAAAUCUCACCAUCUCGAGGUUAAAAAAAUGCAAGCCUCUCUGGAUGUUCUCCUUAAUUAAUCCAAGAUGGGUGUUUUCUGUGUCGAGGAUUCUUCGCCUUAAUUUUAAGAGAAUGUUAUAUAUGUAUCUUUCUUGUCUAUCCUCUAAUUAGUAAGGAAUUGAUAUGUAAUUAUUGCGCUAGCUAUCCAAUCAAUUUUCAGAUGGA
Messenger RNA from Malania oleifera, 2936 nucleotides. RefSeq names its product probable receptor-like protein kinase At5g24010. Lineage: Eukaryota; Viridiplantae; Streptophyta; Magnoliopsida; Santalales; Ximeniaceae. Gene Ontology annotation, molecular function: ATP binding; transmembrane receptor protein tyrosine kinase activity. Gene Ontology annotation, biological process: protein autophosphorylation. Bases 145 to 2622 code for a protein of 825 amino acids. The transcript has 2 exons. The record is from RefSeq and is a predicted model, not a curated record. Gene Ontology annotation, cellular component: plasma membrane; plasmodesma.